AUGCCUUCGGAACAAGGUCACAGACUCUACGUCAAGGGUCGCCACCUGAGCUACCAGCGCUCCAAGCGUGCUGUCAACCCCAACACCAGUCUGAUCAAGAUCGACGGUGUCGACAGCACUGACGCCGCAAACUUCUACCUGGGCAAGAAGGUUGCUUUCGUCUACCGGGCCAAGCGUGAGGUCCGGGGCUCCAACAUCCGGGUCAUCUGGGGCAAGGUUACCCGUCCCCACGGUAACUCCGGUGUCGUCCGCGCUCAGUUCCGCCACAACCUCCCCCCCAAGUCCUUCGGUGCUACCGUCCGUGUUAUGCUGUACCCCUCCAACAUCUAA
This is a messenger RNA of Aspergillus ibericus CBS 121593, 330 nucleotides long. Its product is annotated as 60S ribosomal protein eL33. The record is from RefSeq and is a predicted model, not a curated record. Gene Ontology annotation, cellular component: ribosome; cytosolic large ribosomal subunit. The coding region runs from base 1 to 330 and encodes 109 amino acids. The transcript has 6 exons. Lineage: Eukaryota; Fungi; Ascomycota; Eurotiomycetes; Eurotiales; Aspergillaceae. Gene Ontology annotation, biological process: cytoplasmic translation; ribosomal large subunit biogenesis. Gene Ontology annotation, molecular function: structural constituent of ribosome.